This is a messenger RNA of Lucilia cuprina (Australian sheep blowfly), 5015 nucleotides long. Its product is annotated as CD109 antigen. Lineage: Eukaryota; Metazoa; Arthropoda; Insecta; Diptera; Calliphoridae. The transcript is spliced from 8 exons. Gene Ontology annotation, cellular component: extracellular region. The record is from RefSeq and is a predicted model, not a curated record. Bases 130 to 4383 code for a protein of 1417 amino acids. Gene Ontology annotation, molecular function: endopeptidase inhibitor activity.
AAUUCAAGUCCAGUUUGUAUUUGUCGCUUAGCGAACAAACAUUCUUAAAACGGAUGAGAACUUUUCUUUUUAUUUGGUUUAAAUAAAAUAAUAUUUUUUUUUGUAUAACGAAAACUAAAAUAGAUAGAAAUGAAGCGAACAGUAAUUCCUGUUGUAAUAUUUUUACAAAUUUUAAUAUAUGUAAAUGCAAGCGGUUUUUACUCAAUUGUGGCUCCUGGUACCAUACAGUCCAAACAUAAUUAUUCCGUAAGUGUCACUCUACAUGAAAACACAGAACCAGCAACCAUAAAACUGACUAUAAAUGGACCAUCAUACAAUGAAGAAAAGACCAUCGAUAUUUUACCCUCUCAAACAGAGGUCAUAAACUUCGUGAUACCCAAAUUAAAAUCCGGGAAAUAUCAAUUAGAAUCGGAGGGUAUUAAAGGUUUAAUUUUUAAAAAUUCUACAGAAUUGAAUUUUAAAAAUAAAGAACCGAAAAUUUAUAUACAAACUGACAAAGCGGUUUACAAACCCGGAGAUUUAGUGCAAUAUCGCAUUAUUGUUUUGAAUGAAAACAUAAGACCAGCAAAAUUGGAACAUGCCCUAAGAUUAAGUAUUAUAGAUGGCGCCGGUAACUUGGUUAAACAAGUCAAUGAUAUUACAUUAACUAAAGGUGUUUAUGCGGGACAAUUUCAAUUAUCAGAGCAACCGGUUAUGGGCGACUGGUUAAUGGAGGUGAUACAGGGGCCCAAUGAAGAUGAUACUAAAACUGAAAAGAAAUUUGAAGUAGACAAAUAUGUUUUGCCCAAAUUCUCUGUCGAUAUAGAAACCGAUAAAAAUAAUGCUAUAAAAGAUAGCCUGAAAAUAACUAUACGUUCCAAGUAUACCUAUGGUAAACCGGUUAAAGGCCAAGCUACCGUUACAUUAGACGCCUACAAUGGUCGAACUGAAAAAACCAUUGAUGUAGAUGGUAAGGGUUAUGUAGAAUUCGAAUCGAACGAAUAUCUUGAUUUAGCAUUGCCACAAUUAAAUAAUCGGUAUGGCUACUACUACCGCAUACCUCCCAUUAAUAUAUUGGCUGUCAUGACCGAAGAACAUACGGGUAAUAAACAAAAUAAAACGGUUUCGGUGAAUUUACAUCGUUCAAGAUAUAAUAUCGAAGUGCCUAAAAAUACGCAUGAUUUUGUGGUUAAUAAGCCAUUUGAACUGAAGGCGUUUGUAAAAAACAUUGACGGAUCACCCGUACAGAAUGAAAAAUAUGUGGCUAAACUUUUGAUCAGUAAAAAAGGUCUAUACUACAGUGAUAUUACAAUGCCAGUAACAGCCGACUAUGAAAUUAUUAGCGAACUAGAUAAAAGUGGUUCAGCAAUGUUUAAUGUUACUAUACCUGCAGUGGGUUAUUACUAUAAUGUAAAAAUUAUAUAUGCAGAUCAAACCAAGUAUCUGCCCACAUUAGUGGUGAAGGAAAAAGAAAGUGAAGUAUUUAAAAAGAAAGAUGUUGAAGAAGACGUAGGAUCUUUAAAGUUGGUCAACAAAGUUGAAAAGUUUCAACUAGAUCAAGAUAUUAUCGUGGAAGUAAAAUCUAACAAACAUAUUCCCUACUAUGUCUACGCCAUUGUUGCACGUGGCAAUAUUAUUAAAAACGAACAUGUACAAGUUCCGUUAAAUGCCAAAAGGCAUGAAAUUAAAAUCAAGCCUUUAUUCGAAAUGGUACCCGAAUCACAUUUAUAUGUUUAUUUCGUACUUGAUGGUGAAUUGAAAUUUGAAGAAAUGACACUUAAUUUCCCCAAAGAAUUUCAGAAUAAGGCAUGUUUUAAUGCGAUCGAAAUAACUGCUCCCGAACAUGCUAAACCUAGUGAAGAGGUUACAUUGAAUAUUAAAACUGAUCCAGAUUCUUUUGUAGCUCUAUUGGGGGUUGAUCAAAGUGUUUUAUUGUUAAAAACUGGCAAUGAUUUAGAUUCUAAGAAAAUAAUUGACGAUUUAAAUACAUACACUACUUCGACUCCUGAAAUCAGAGGUGUAGGCAGAUAUCCGGGUAAAACAUCGGGUUUGAUCACCCAAACCAAUGCUAACUAUCCGUAUUCCACUGCAUUUUACAUUAGUGAUUCUUCAGAAUUUCCUUCAGUUGAAGACUAUACAGAUAAUUUAUUCGUAAGUGAUGUUGUUACUUCGGAAACUGAAAAUGUAUCAAACUUAAAGAUUCGUAAAGAUUUUCCCGAUACAUGGAUUUUCGAUAAUUUUAAUAGCACCGAUAAAAACGGCUUGGCUAGUCUUACCAAAAAAAUACCCGAUACUAUCACAUCCUGGGUAGUGACCGGUUUUUCUUUGAAUAAUAAAACCGGCUUUAGUAUGGUGACAAAUCCCACUAAUAUUGAGGUAUUUCAGCCCUUUUUUGUGAGCACUAAUUUGCCCUAUUCCAUUAAAAGAGGCGAAGUUAUAUCCGUACCCAUAAUUGUCUUCAAUUACAUGGAUAAAGCCCUAGACGCAGAGGUUACCAUGGAAAAUACUGAUAAUGAAUAUGAUUUUACUGAAAUUUCCAAUGAAAUUGAGGAAUCAGUUUUGGAGGUCAAAAAGCGUGUUAAAAUUGUUACUGUACCCUCGAAUAGUGGCAAAAGUUUGUCUUUCAUGAUUCGUCCCAAUAAGGCAGGGGAAAUUACUUUAAAAAUUAAGGCCAUAACACCCUUGGCAGGUGAUGUUAUACACCAAAAACUUAAGGUAGAACCAGAAGGUGUCACACAAUAUGAAAAUCAAGCCAUAUUUAUAACACCAGCUAAAGAACCUACAAAGGAAACUCUUAAGGCUGCUAUACCCAAUGAAGUGGUUUUGGAUUCAGAAUAUUUGGAAUUUUCUGUAAUAGGUGAUAUUUUAGGUCCCACCAUUAAGAAUAUUGAGCAAUUAGUGCGCAAACCCUAUGGUUGUGGUGAACAGAAUAUGGUUAAUUUUGUGCCCAAUAUUUUAAUUUUACAUUAUUUGGAUGCUACAAAACGCUAUAUGCCCAGUGUUGUUGAAAAAGCUAAAAAUUUCAUGGAAAUCGGUUAUCAACGUGAAUUGACUUAUAAACAUAAGAAUGGUGCCUACAGUGCUUUUGGCGAGGGCAAUAGUGAACCAAGUAGUUGGCUCACUGCGUAUGUGGCGCGUUCCUUUAUACAGGCUAAAAAAUAUAUUGCCAUUGAUUCAGAUGUCAUUGAAAAGGCAUUAGAAUAUGUAGUAGCAAAUCAAUUGGAGAAUGGUCAAUUUGAACAGACGGGACGUUUAAUCCAUGCAACUCACCAGAACGAUGUGGGCUAUACGGCAUUUGCAUUAUUGGCUCUUUUGGAAGAUCUGGACUAUUCCAAUAAAUACAAAUCGGAAAUCGAGAAAGGUAUUAAGUAUUUGGUAGAUAAUAUUGACAAGGAAAACGAUACAUAUGCCCUUGCCCCAACAUUGUUGGUUUUAAAGAAAGUUCAACAACCUAGUGCUGACAAACUUAUGGAAAAACUAGAAAAAUUAUCUCAUUAUAAAAAUGGUCGUAAAUGGUGGAUAAAAUCAGCAAAAAAUCGUGAUAAUGAUAUCGAAAUUACAGCAUAUAUAUUAGAAGCUUAUGUAUACAGCGAACCGCCUGGAAAAAUAUUGCCCAUUGUUAAAUGGUUGGUAGGUAAUCGUAAUAAUUUAGGUGGAUUCGAUUCAACAUUAGAUACAAAUGUGGGUCUACAAGCCCUAAUCAGAUUUGCUGAAAAGUACGCUGCUGGUGGUGAUGGCAAAAUGACGAUUAAUUUCAAGGCUCAAGAUGCAGAGGGAAAAGAAACUUCUAACGGUAGUUUUUCGGUGGAUAAGGAGAAUUCAUUGAUUUUGCAGACUUAUGUACUUCCCAAAUCCUCACGUCAAGUAGUAUUUGAAGCCGAUGGUAAGGGUUCAUCACUGGUUCAAUUAUCGUAUCGUUACAAUUUAGCCACCAAAGAUGACAAACCUAGUUUCAACAUUAAACACGAAAUUCAACCCACCGACUAUCUCAAUCUAUUGCAAAUGGAAGUUUGCGCCGAUUUUAAUGUCGGGUCAGAAAGUGUGAUCAAGGAAUCUAAUAUGGUCAUUAUGGAAAUAUAUUUACCAUCUGGUUUUACCGCCGAUACAGAUAAAUUCAAUAAAAUACGUCAAAUCAAACAUGUACAACGAGUUGAAACUAAGAUGGACGAUACAGCUAUUAUUGUCUACUUUGAUUACCUUACAGCUGGUGAAGAGGUGUGUUUCAAAGUUAAUGCCGAAAAGAGCCAUGCCGUAGCCAAACAAAAGCCAGCAGCUAUCAUCAUGUAUGAUUACUAUAAUGCUGAUCAACGGUCCACUGUCUACUAUGAAGUUAAGUCAUCAUUGUGCGAUAUUUGCGAAGAAGGUGAAUGUUGCAAAGUCUGUGAAAUUAAAGCAGAAAAAUAAUUUAAAAAUUUUAAUUCGAUUUUUGCAAUAAAGUUCAUAACAUAUAUAUAAUACGAUAUGUAAUAUGUAUAUGAUUACAUUUAUUCAACUUUAUGCAUCAUUAAAUAAAAAUAUCAAACAAAGAAAUUAUUAUAAUUCAAUCGUAGUACUUGAGGAUCUGAAAACGCCUAUAUUCGGUUGAUGUUUAUGUUUGUAAAAAUUUUUACUAUAUCAUAUCCCUCCGUUUGUUUAUGUUUGAUCAAACUAUACUAUGAUUAAAAUCGGUAUGAUAUCGAGCUUUUUUCGCACAAAAGACGUAACCGACAAAAACAAAAUUUUACAGGAGAGCAUUUUUUUUAAUUAUCUUCGAAGUAGGACAAAGCAUUACUCCAAAACUCCGUUAAUAAAUACUAUUACAUCUAAAAUAUGGGAUGCAGUUUGUUUCGAUUUUAUAUUGCCGCUAUAUCCGAUUUUUUAGUCGCUUACGUCUUUUUUGCCGAGACAAAUUUUUGUGUUAUAAAGAAUGUUGAGGCGGUUACGUCUAAAUUCUCUGUUUAAAAAAAAUAUUUUUUUGUGUAUAUCUUAAUAUAAUUUGUAUAAAUCUGAAAUUUAAUAGUGUAAUAAAUACUUUUUUUUAUAAGAUUUUAAGAUCA